AUGGCUCCUGCUCGACAGCAACCGGCGCCACCGCCGUUCAGCAAAGAUGAGAAAGUGCUCUGUUUCCACAUGGACAUGCUCUACGAGGCCAAGAUUAUGGAUGUUCAGCUAGGUGAGAAGCCCAGUGACGGAUACAAGUACAAAGUCCAUUACAAGGGGUGGAAGAACACCUGGGACGACUGGGUGCUGGUAGACCGUAUCCGGCCAUUCGACGAUGAGCACAAAGAGCUGGCUGCACAGUUGCACGCGCAGUUGAAGCAUAACAUCCAACGAAGCACCAAGCAGCCGAAAAAGGGCCUUAGAAGUGGUGCUGAGUCUGCUAGAGUCAGCGAGGAGCGAUCAGGCUCUGCCACUGUUCAAGGAGGCAGGGGAGGAAGACGAGGCAAAGACUGGGAAUUGGAACAGAUUGCCCCACCCAAUGCUUUGUUUGUUCUUUUUGCGAGUGUUCUCCGGCUAUUCUGGGCUGUGAUAUGCAAAAUUUGGCCUAGUUGGCCAUUUGUUCCCGUACUUCCUAGUCUUCUUCCUCCCAUCAUAACAUUUCCCUUACUUAAGCACUUGCCCCCUGUCACCCCCAGCCCUUCAUCAACGGCAAGGCACUGCGGCGUCAUGGAAUCGACGAGCGGCCUUUCUACUCCGCAAGGCUUUUUUCCUGCCUCCGAUGCUCAAGGCUCUCCUGCUUUGGCUCAGCCUGACAAGUCGAUGGAUUCCCUUACCUCUAAGAAGGUCAAGUUGACCAAGCUCAAAGAAAUCAAGGACCAUCUUACUUUUCUCCCCUCUAGUGGCCAUCGCUAUGUAACAGAGUCGGGUAAACUGAUCCAUGAUGAUCGCUACGCUAUGCCCCUGACCGUCGAAGACGAGCCAAAGCAGCCACGUCAGAAGCCUCAGAAGCCUAGUGCCAAGCCCAAGCCGCGCUCAUGCGACCAGCUCGAGACGGAGGAUGCUUUCCACAACAAACCUAUGAUCAAGCUCCCAGUACCCGACCACAUUCAAGCGAUGCUGGUCGAUGAUUGGGAAAACAUCACCAAGAACAACCAGCUUGUCCCUCUUCCUCACAAUAAGCCAGUCACCAAGAUAUUUGAAGACUAUCUUGCGCAUGAGCGUCCACACCGCGAAGAGGGAUCUUCCAGCAUGGACAUCUUGGAAGAAGUCGUCGCAGGCUUCCGCGAGUACUUCGAGAAGGCUCUUAGCAGAAUCUUGCUGUACCGUUUCGAGCGCCAUCAGCACAUGGAGCUAAAGAAGCUCUGGGAGAACACUGAAGCGAACCCAGAAAUCACCAAUGUCUGCGAUGUCUAUGGCGCUGAGCAUCUUGCUCGACUAAUUGUAUCUCUCCCCGAACUGUUGGCGCAGACCAACAUGGACCAGCAGUCCGUGUCCCGUCUUCGAGAGGAGAUAGGAAAGUUCAACGUUUGGCUAGGACGUAACUGCGAGACAUAUUUUGUCAAUGAGUACGAGACUCCCAGCCAAGAGUAUAUUGACAAAGCUCGUAGCUUCUGA
Fusarium subglutinans is the source of this 1494-nucleotide messenger RNA. Its product is annotated as chromatin modification-related eaf3. The record is from RefSeq and is a predicted model, not a curated record. Gene Ontology annotation, biological process: regulation of DNA-templated transcription; chromatin organization. The transcript has 6 exons. Gene Ontology annotation, cellular component: nucleus; NuA4 histone acetyltransferase complex; Rpd3S complex. Bases 1 to 1494 code for a protein of 497 amino acids. Lineage: Eukaryota; Fungi; Ascomycota; Sordariomycetes; Hypocreales; Nectriaceae.